Molecule: messenger RNA, 1248 nt
Organism: Pistacia vera
Lineage: Eukaryota; Viridiplantae; Streptophyta; Magnoliopsida; Sapindales; Anacardiaceae
Product: probable 6-phosphogluconolactonase 2
Exons: 3
Coding region: 263-1048 (261 amino acids)
Biological process (GO): pentose-phosphate shunt; carbohydrate metabolic process
Molecular function (GO): 6-phosphogluconolactonase activity
Source: RefSeq, a predicted model, not a curated record
AAAUUACAGCUAGCCAGCUAGGGUUUUCAUUUUUCCGUGCUUCUCCUUGCUUGAUGGGAGGUUUUCCCAUUAAAUGUCUUCGAAGUCUACAAGUAAGCGAGCUCUCGUCAAUUUCGAUGUCAAUUCAUCUACAGUGUCUUAAACUAUCUCUCUUGCUAUUUUUUUCCUUGUAUAUAAUUAUAAAGUAUAGAGUGGAAAGGAAGAAACUUUUUCCUACUCUAACGAAGAAUAUUGGUUUGGGUGAAGAUCAAGAAAGUUGAUAAUGGAGGGGAGAGAACCGGAGCUGAGAUUGUUUGAUAGCAGUGAAGAGCUCGAUUCAUGCUUUGCCGAUUACGUUUAUCAAAUUUCAGAAUCCGCUGUCAAUGAGAGAGGCUCUUUUUCCCUUGUUAUCUCCGGGGGAGAUAUGGCAAACCGCUUAGGAAAACUAACAAGACCUCCAUUCUUGAAAACGGUGGAUUGGUCAAAAUGGCAUGUGUUUUGGGCUGAGGAGAACGUGGUUCCUGAUAAGAGGCACCCUGAUAGUUUCUACAGGCAGGCCGCAGAAGCUUUCAUCUCCAAGGUUCCCAUAAUGCCGACGCAUGUUGUUUCCGUGAGACACGGCGUGCCGGGAGAGUCGGCCGCCAAUGGCUACGAGUUCUCCAUCAGACAGCAAGUAAGAAGAAGAACGGUUCCUGUUUCUCCAUCUAGUGACUGCCCCAGAUUUGACCUUGUGCUCUUAAAUCUGGGAAACAACUGCCACGUGGCGUCUCUUUAUCCUAAUCAUCCAGUCUUAGAAGAGGACUCCCAGUGGGUUGCCUGCGUGUCAUCUGACGCGUCUAGAGAGAGCGUGACACUGACUCUACCAGUUAUAAACGCUGCUGCAAACGUGGCUAUCGUGGCCUCCGGGAAUGAUGUGGCCCGUUCGUUUUCGCAUGUGAUGAUGGAACCGAAGGCGGAUGAACCUUAUCCAGCCCAGUUGGUCGGGCCCAAAGAUGGGAAGCUGGUUUGGUUUGUAGAUGCUGCUGCUGCAUCCUUGUUCCUACAUGGCCACGGAACUUCUGCCACCUGAACGUUUUUAAUUGUAAUUUGUAAUCAAGUUAAUUAGUAAGUUUUAAUAAAAUAAUAUGCAUAUUUAAUUGUAUCUGAAUCUUUUCAUUUUGUACUUGUGAUUAUGUCAUGUUUGCAGCUGCAGGCGUUGAAUUAGAGCAAUGUGAUGGCAUAUAUAAAAGCUGUCUAAAGAUUUUAAUAAUAUUUGUUUUUUAUUCUUCA